Molecule: messenger RNA, 285 nt
Organism: Rotaria sordida
Lineage: Eukaryota; Metazoa; Rotifera; Eurotatoria; Philodinida; Philodinidae
Source: the annotation of a GenBank genome assembly
AUGACAAAUUCAUCUCGGCCAAAUACACCAUGUCAAAUGCAAAGACCAUCAUUAAUUGAAGAUGAUGACGAUUAUACUAAUAAUAAGAAUGGAAAACAAUUGCUAUCACGAAAAGCUUUUCCUUAUGCUCGACAAUGUCGUGUUGUUGUUGGUAAAUUACGUUUAUGUUGGAGUGAUGUUAAUGACGAAAUAAAAUCAUUAUUAAAACAUAAAGAAUAUACAGAAGCAGCUAUUGAACAUAUUCGAAAAGACUUAAUAAUUAAUAAAGAGAGUGUUAAAAUAUAA